UUGGUUCCUCCACUCCAAACCCAAACCACAACCACCACAUUUUGCUUUGAAUCUUUGAUAAUGGAAGCCAAAUGGCUGGUUCUUUUUUCAGUGGCGGCAAUGCUGAUGGCACUGGCCAACUGCCAGGAAUCUGUGAAGCCAUUGGUGAAGAUGGUAAAGGGCAAGAAGCUGUGUGACAAAGGGUGGGAAUGUAAAGGGUGGUCAAAGUAUUGUUGCAACCAUACCAUUUCUGAUUACUUCCAAACUUACCAGUUUGAGGACCUUUUUGCGAAGCGUAACACGCCGGUAGCUCAUGCGGUUGGGUUCUGGGAUUACCAUUCUUUCAUUUCGGCUGCUGCUCAGUAUCAGCCUCAUGGAUUUGGUACCACUGGGGAAAAGCUCCAGAAUAUGAAGGAAGUCGCUGCUUUUCUUGGACAUGUCGGCAGCAAAACUUCAUGUGGCUAUGGAGUCGCUACCGGGGGACCAUUGGCUUGGGGUCUUUGCUACAACAAAGAAAUGAGCCCUAGCAAAAUAUAUUGCGAUGAUUACUACAAAUACACCUAUCCUUGCACACCAGGAGUCUCAUAUCAUGGCCGUGGUGCCUUGCCUAUCUACUGGAACUACAACUAUGGGGAAACUGGAGAGGCUUUGAAGGUGGACUUGUUGAACCACCCAGAAUACUUAGAAGACAACGCAACCUUGGCUUUCCAGACAGCAAUGUGGAGGUGGAUGACGCCGGUGAAGAAACACCAACCCUCAGCCCAUGACGUUUUCGUUGGCAACUGGAAACCAACCAAGAACGACACCUUGGCCAAGAGGGUUCCAGGUUUUGGAACCACCAUGAAUGUUCUUUAUGGUGACCAAGUUUGUGGUCAAGGUGAUAGUGAUUCCAUGAACAAUAUGAUCUCUCAUUACCUUUAUUACCUUGACCUUUUGGGAGUUGGCCGAGAAGAAGCUGGUCCUCAUGAUAUGCUCACCUGUGAAGAACAAGAACCCUUCACUGUUUCUCCUUCAUCCGCAACAUCAUCAUGAAUAAAGGAAACAAACUCUGGUAUAUGCGGAUUUAUUUCAAUUUGCGUGAAUCCCACAAUGGAUUGCUCUUAACAAUUGUGGAGUUUUACAGCAGUUUGUGUUGGUUGUAUAAAUUUUGAGAUUUUCUUUUUCUUGUUUUUACUAUCAAAUUGUAGCUAAUAGUAUGUGAUUGAGUGGUGUAUAUGUCUAUUCCCAAAACAUGAAAUAUAAAAUUGGGGUUUUUUUCCCGAAAAAUAA
Gossypium raimondii (Peruvian cotton) is the source of this 1248-nucleotide messenger RNA. Its product is annotated as chitinase-like protein 2. Gene Ontology annotation, molecular function: chitinase activity. The coding region runs from base 61 to 1011 and encodes 316 amino acids. Lineage: Eukaryota; Viridiplantae; Streptophyta; Magnoliopsida; Malvales; Malvaceae. The record is from RefSeq and is a predicted model, not a curated record. Gene Ontology annotation, biological process: chitin catabolic process; cell wall macromolecule catabolic process; carbohydrate metabolic process. The transcript has 2 exons.